Octopus bimaculoides (California two-spot octopus) is the source of this 8706-nucleotide messenger RNA. RefSeq lists its product as uncharacterized. The record is from RefSeq and is a predicted model, not a curated record. Lineage: Eukaryota; Metazoa; Mollusca; Cephalopoda; Octopoda; Octopodidae.
GUCUCACCAGCCAGCAGAAAUAAAUCUAUAAAGAAGUAGACAAUCAGACCAGCAUAUGUUGAAAUGCUAGCUGUCCCUUCUACUCUUAUAUAUUUUUUUAACAUAUACUUUACUUCCAACUGCUGCUACCUGACUUUGGCCUAUUAUCAAACUUCUGUACAAUGUAUAUCUGUAAAGCUGACAGUAGUCUUCCUAUUGGCUACAAGCAGAGUCCUUACUUGUUGCUUACGUCCCGCCUUCUGCAUUACGAUGUGCUUAUGACAGUAUACAUGCUAUCAAGAACUGGUUUGAUAUAGUAGGCUUCGCUUGAAAAGGACACAGGAAAAGAAAACUGAUUUUGCAGUUAACAAAAUAAGCUGGAAAAAAAAACAAAACAUAUUGAUUUAUUUGAUGAUUGUAUACCCAAAACUUCAUAACACAUACUCAGGGACAGAUUUACAUUAUAAAAAUUGUAAUAUACAAAGGAAUUCUGUUUUAUCUUAAACUUCAAAACAUAACGAAGCACACAACAUAUUCUAAUCUUUCUUCUGUUCCAAGUAAUUUCUAUCGAAGGUAUGUUCUUAACAUUUAUAAUUUAGCAAUUAUUCAAGCACGGUAAUGUUUUUAAAUAAUUGCCUUAGAUUGAUGAGUAUUAUUUAACUUUGUAUUAAUUUUCUCCAAAGUGCAAUGAUUUUAAAUAUUUUUUCAUCAACUGUUGUGGCUCUUUAAUGAAAAUUUUAUAAAAAGUUAUUGGUCUCAUUGUAUGAUUCUGUCAUAAAUUCAUAAAAAAAAAAAAAAAUUGAAAAUGUAUUCCUCUGGAAGACAGAGAUACAGGCCCACUACAAGUUUGAGGAGAUCUAGUUCAAAACCAAAUCUCUCUUUCUCAACAAUUACAGAGGAAUGUGUACCAAAAGACAUACACUUUCCUGAUGAUGAGGAAAAAAGAGAAAGAACACAGCGGCUAAGAAAACUCCAACGAUUAAGAGAACGUCGUUGUAGAGACUUUAAAGGUUUAUCACGCUCAGGUGUAACAGAUGACUAUGAGAUACGUUUUGCAAGUGAUUUGGAAGAAUUUAGAAGUAUAAAGUCUGGAAAUGUACAUACUGGAGGUGAUGCUUUAUCAAAAAAUCAACAGUUUGAACAUAAGUUUUCAAAAUUUCAAAGCAGAGAUAUAUAUAACACUCUUCCAUCAAGGUUAGGUGCUAAAAAGUUUAUGGACAAUUCAUCUUUUAGUGAUUAUAAAAAAGACCCCGCACUUUCCCCCACAGGUAGUGUUAGCUCUUCUGUAACUGUUGAUGAUAGAUUUAUGUAUGGUUCCAGAUUUGAGAAUGAGGAAAACGAGUAUUCCUGGAGACCUCGUCACCGUACUUACUCAUUUUCAUCAAAUUAUGAUUAUGAUUCUUCAAUGUAUGGCAAUCUCAAUGAAGAUGGUCUAGAUGACGGCCUUUUUGAUGAUACUACAUCAGAGUAUGAUUUUGGUUAUAGUUCAAUACAUGGACUGAAACGUUCCUUUUCAACAUGUAUUACUCCUCAAAAAUAUUCAGGGAUGAUGACACCUGUAGCUAUGAGUUCUGAAGCAGCAGCUACUGCUGAUCGUCUUGACCAAAUUAAAGAAAGGCUCUACAAUUUGCAAGCUAUGAGAAAAGAAAGAGAAUCAUCUGAAAAAUCUCAUCAUGAAAUAAAUAAAUUGUCAUAUAAUAAGGUUAAUAAUGAGCAAUUUAGUACAUCAGUCUCUAAUUAUCAAACAUCUGAAAGUAAGUAUCAAUCUUUGAAUAUUCCACAGGAUAAUAAUAAUAAUAAUAACAGCUCAAGGCCCCUCUGGUCUCAAAGAAUAGAUCUUCUUAUGUCAUCCCAGAAGCAGAAUGAUACACAACAUGAACAAAACCUUAAUCAGGAAAGUUAUACUUCUAUCAAUGAAGCUACAUCAAAUGUAAAGAUUGUUGAUGGUAGUGAACCAGUUCCAACUGAUAUAAGCUUUGAUCAAGAAAGUUUCUAUUCUUUUGAGGCAGGUGAAGAUGACUCUUCAAUUGCAAACAUAAAAUCAAUAAACAAAAGCACAGAAGCAACUGAAAUGGAAUAUGAUUACACAGACUGUGUAGAUCCAGGAAGUGUUCAAAUUAGUUUAGAAAAUUAUAAUGAUAAUAAAUUUCUGGGCUUUGAAGGUACUCAAAUUCUAGAAAGCAGUGUCACCAGCCACACAGUAAAACCAAUUCAAUUAACUCAACGUAAAACUCAUACACAAUCACAUUCAAAACAAAAUUAUUUAUCUAUAGCAGUAACUCCUGAAGUACAGUCUCUUCCAAAAACAAGUCAUUUAAGUACAGAAAUGCAAAACUAUAAAGAUUUGAGUCGAGAUGAACUCUUGCUGGAAAUUGCUCGAUUAAAACUGGCAAACAUUGAAAGAGAUACACCAAACACUGAAUCAAUUGCUAAUACUGAAACUGUAGAAACUGAAAGUCAAGUUAAAUUUUUACCAGAUGAUAAAGCAAAUAUAAACAUAACUAAAUUAAAAUCAGUUGAAGUAGGUAGCAAGAUAAGUUCUGACAAUAUACAGUAUCAAGAUCCUUAUAAUGCAUCAGUUUCCAUAAAUAAUGUUGUUGAUAAAAGUGUUUCAAUAACAGCUAAAGAUUCAAAGUUACCUGAGGAAAAGACACCCUCAGAAUCUGAGGAAGAGAUACUAUCAGAAUUUGAGAAAGAGAUGCAAUCAGAAUCUCAUGAACAGCCACAAUCAGAUAGCCAUAUAGUUGACCGAGAAGAGAAUUUUAUUAACAAGAAAGAAAAACGCCAAAUUGAACAUCCUAUGUAUUUUAAAUCUGUUACUGUGGAAAAGCCAAGUGUAGAAACAUCAGAAAAAAUAGCCCAUAAAAUCACUGAGGAUAAAUUACAAAAGCAAUAUUCACCAGUCAUAAAAGAAACAUUUGAGAAAAAACAGGAUUUUAGUGAGGAAAACUUAAAAAUGACAUCCUUAAAAGAUCUUCAAAAUAACAAUUCUUCAUUGGAAUCUUGUUCUUUGGAAACUCCUGCAACUCAAACACAAGUGUCCUGGAAUUUUUCUGAAACUUCUAAUUCAGAAAACAUCAACAGUGAUUCUUUAGCUGGAAGUCACCAAGAAAGCUUGACCAAAUUUGAUAGCACUUUCGAUAACUCCAAUAAUUUAACAGAUACAUUUUCGAAAGAGACAACCUCUGUUGAGUUAACCUCUCAAACUUAUACUCAGUCAGUACCUUAUCAAGCUCCAAAAGAAAUUACUGUAAAUGAAAGUGAUUUUCAUGAAAAUUCUUUAACUUCAAGAAAAGAUGAAAUGCUUGAAACAAAGAAACUUUUAGUAGAUGUUACUAUUACACCUAACAACGAUAAUAUUAGCAAAACAAAAUCCCCUGAGAAAUGCAACAGUAUUGCAUAUUCUUCAACAGAAAAUGAAGUGGAAAUGCCAAGAGCUUUAGCUUCAAGUCCCUUGUUUGUACCUUCCCAAGAUACUUCUCAUACCAUUAUGAAUAAAACAACAGUUAAGGAUAAUACUGAUAGCCCCUUUUUCUUAAAUGAAUUAAAGACGAACCAAAUGAAUGAAACAUUAACAUGUAAACCUUUGGAUACACAGAACUAUGUAGAUGCUGAUACUAACAUAAAAAAAGGUGUUGAUUCUACAAAGUUGAAGGCAAUUGAAAUACCAAUAAAAGAUAAAGGAAUAGAAACAUUUAAUGAUAAAGAUUUAUCAGAAAUUCCUACUGAUUCUAAAAAUGAUUCUAAAUAUUUCCAAACUGAAUUGUCAACAACCCAUUCUCCAGCCAAAGGAGAUGAGAAUUCAGAAAGCUAUGUAUUAAAAACUACUAAAGAAGUAGUUGUGGAUCGAGAACAAGGAGCUGCAAUUCAUGAAAGAUUCUCUGAAGAUCAACAAGAGUCUAAAGGAAAAUCUGAAUUCAUUCAGGACUGCCCACCAAAAUCUAUAAUAAUGCCACAUGUAACAGAAAAUUCUAAAAUAAUUAUUUCUACUACCAAAUCAUCUGAACCUCUUUAUACUUCAAGUUUUUCUGUUAGCCUUCCAAAUUCUCCAUCACAGCUAACAAAGGACAAUGUUGAUGCUGAACCCAAGACAGAAACUGUUAAUUUAAUGGAACAUUCUGUUGAAACACAGCCAUCUUUGAAUGGUGUCUCUACUACCUCAAAUAGUGCCUCUAUAUAUUUAGUGCCAAAUAAAAAAUAUCUGUCUACAACUACAUCUGUACAAAAUCAAUUUAACUCAGAUAUAGAUGGGAAAUCUGAUGCAAAAAUGUUUGAUUUGACAACUCUAGAAGUUACUCCAGAGAUAAAGUCUCCUGAAAUAAAUUUUGAGAACAACUUGAAGGCCUCAAAAGCAGAAAGUUCUUUUAUGCAGGUUGUUGAAACUGAUGCAAAUGAUUCUUCUGUUACUUAUCAGAAGGAAACAUCUGAAAAGCCUAGUGCAUUUACUAUUGGUUUAGAUGCUUUGCAAUCUAAAAGUGAAGACAGACUAAAUAUUACUGAGCAGCCAAUACAUUCCAAUAAUCAAACAACUGAAUCAUUAAGCAUUUCUCCCCAAACUACUUUGAGUGGACAUGAGUUAGACAAAGAGACACCUGCUGAAGUAGCAAAUUUAAAAGUAUAUAAUAAAAAAGAUCAAGAAGGGCCAAAUGAGAUUUUUGAGGAGCCUUCAAUGAUUUCAGCUAAACUUCCUAUCAAUACCCCAGAACUUCCAAACAAUACUCCAGAACUUACAGAGUCCAGUUUUGAGCUAUGCCAUCAAGAAAAUGUAUCCAUGAAAUUAUCACCUGAAAAUAACAGCAAACUUCCAAAUUAUUCAGUUAGUUCUUAUCAAACAGCCCUUCCACAAUCUUCUGUAACAGAGAAUAAUUCUCUUUCCUCCCCUUCAAAAAUUGUUUCUGUAGAACCAACAAAUUAUGUACAACCAAAUUUCUAUAAGGAUAAAGAUGAUUCCCCCAUACUGUUGAUGAAAGAUGUUCCUUCAUUUGAUCUAAAAGACAGUAGUGAAUUAAAAAGUCCAAAAUGUGAGGUGAAUGAUGAUGCGAAGGAUCUCUCAAUUGAAAAUAACAACUUGAACAGUUUUUCAACAUUAUCACCCUCACAGUCAAAUUACAGCAAUACUGUCAGUAGAGAAUUCUCACAUGAAUCAUAUGCUUCAUCUGAUAUGCUAACUCAAAACUUUACAACUGUUACUCCAAAAAGCAUACUUGUAACAAAUUCUCCAAAGGAAACUACAAAUUUGCAACAAAGUCCUUCCAUAAAUGUACGUAAACAAAUCUUUGGAGAAGAAAUUAGCACAUUUGAUACCACUUUCAUGAAACCCAAUAAAUCUGCUCUGAAAUUAGUAGCACCAGAUUCAGGUACUUUGAUAAAAACAAAAUAUGAAACAGAAGGAGAAAGAAUCCAAUCAAUAAUACCAAGAAGCCCUGGAAAGAAAGACUAUGAAACUAAGCAAUUUUCGGAUAAUACAGAAUAUGCUAAGAGUGAUACCAGUUCAAAAGACUUUCCUGACAGUUCUUUUCAAAUCACAUCUGAUUCUCAAGUUGUCGUUUCUGCAAAACCCAAAACAGUUGAAAUAGAAAAACCUGUAAGUCAGCCUGAUAUUCAAUACCUUGCUACAACCUCCUUGGACUCCAUGUCAACUAUCCAGUAUGGAGCCAAUUCAAAUAUUGAAAAUGUUGAUCAACCCACAUCUGAAAUUAGCAUGGAACUAUCAAAAAAUACUGCUUUUCCAUUAGAGAGAAACAAUUCUGAUAUUAAUUCCAGUGAGUCUAACACCAGAUAUCUUCAUGAAUCAUCACAAGAAGCAAUUGCUUUAGAUGAAUCAAAGAAUGAAAAACCACAUCAGAUGGUCUCUCUCAAUAGUAAUGAAAAUAAAGACUUUUCGUUGAUACUUCCAAAAACUGAAAACACUCAGCCCUCAUCCCCAAACAUGCAAAAAUUGGAAAGUUCAGCAGAUACAAUUCCGCUUGCAUCAAAUAAAGAUCAUUAUGAAAUCAAAGCCCCUGAGCAUAUUAUACAAAAAACUAAUCCUGAUGAAAAUAGACCAACUGAACAAUGGUCAUAUGAGGGAACAACACCCACUUUCAAUAAAAGUAAUUCUUUGCCAAGAAAAAAGAAAAAACCCUCAAAAACUCCAGAUUCUCCACAAUCCUCUGAAAGAGCUAUAAGUGCUGAGGAUGAUGGGAAUGUAAAUAAAAAAUCUUCACAGAAAAAAUGGAAAUCAGUUGAACAUCUACAAAAAGGAAACCAAAAGAAACCUGAAGUACCACCCAAGAGUUCAGGACCUGGUCUUGUGAAAAGCACUUCAAUGAAAUUUUUAGCUAAAUUUCAAUCAAAGUCUAAAAGACAAAAGAGUUCAGAGGAACCUACUGACUUACUUCAUCCAACUCUUAAAAAGGGUCAAAGUGAAUACUCUGUACUCAAUUCAGACCCCAGCUAUCAGCAGGAUGAAUUUCUGGGUUCAGACCCAGCACAAAGAACAAGACACUACAAAACAUUGCCCCACAAAAAGAAAGAAAAUUCUGAAAAUGCACCAGGCCUGUUGAGGAGAUUCAGUUAUGGCAGUUUUCAAUAUAAAUCUCUCAAAAAAGAUGAUGGCCGUAAAUCAAAGAAAGAAAUUGAUUCCUUGGUCAGCCCCUUUAACAAGCCACUACCUAAAGAGGAUGAAGAUAUGUUUAUUGAAGACAAACAGUCUUUUAAUCAAUGGGAUCCAUCUGCACUUUUUACGGAUUUAUACAAUAUCCAUUUGGUUCCUGAUGAUACACAAGAUUUUUCCACUGAUUUUAUUGAAAUGGAAGGAGUGAUGGAAAAACUACCCAUGAAUAAAAAAAAGUCAACCCUACUGAAAACUUGGAAAAGAAGAUAUUUUAUGGCAAAAAAUGGAUGGCUUGUUUACUAUGAUAAUUGUGGAGAUCAGCAACCCAGUGAUGAGAUAUUGUUGAUGGGAGGAAACAUAACAGUUAUGGGCAACAAUGUAAUUGGUAUUGAUGAUGGCAGGGGUCAUUACCUGAUGGUGCGAUGUCCUUCAGCAAAUGAAUAUGAUCAAUGGUUAGCUGCACUUCAGAGUCAAACAGUAGAUAACUUAAAAGCUAACUAUAUCCAGCCUUUGGUAGAUGCUCCAAAAUCUUCUUAUAAGAAUGUCCUGAUUGUUGAAAUGGGAAGUAUGUCAGUUAGAGCUGGCAUUUUGAAAGAAAAUGUCACUUUGCCUCAGAUCUUCUUCCCUAGUGUUGUUGCAGUAAACCAUUCUGAAAAGAAACAUUUUGUUGGAUUUGAAGCUUAUAAACCCAAGAAUCGUCUUUCUUCAAAGAUCAUACAUUUAUUUGGACUUUCGGACAAAGUAAAUAAGUUCAAAAUUGAAUAUGACAUCUUUCCAUCCGUUUUCACAGCUAUCUUCCAGGAUUUGAAAAUAAAACCUCCAGACUAUCAAGUCAUGCUGGUUAUGCCUUUGAAUAUUAGUAAAAAAGAUAAGGAAAAUAUUAUGAAAAUAUUGAUGAACCGGUUUCAUGUACAAGGAGUGUGUAUGGUAACCCAAGCUGUCACAGCUCUCUAUUCCUACAAAUCCAAAUCUGGUAUAAUGGUUGAUAUUGGUGAAAGACUGGAGGUUAUUCCUAUUUAUGAUGGAUUUGCAAUUGAAGGGGGACAAUCAGUUCAGUCAUAUGGUGCUGGCAAAAUUCGGCAGUCAUUGAGAUCUGGAUUGGCAAAACACAAUUUUCCUUUGUACUCACCAUUGGAGCAAAUUCUUGUUCGAUAUGUUAUGGAGCAGACGUGCUAUGUAUCCAAAAAUUAUGAAGAAGAGAUACAGAAAUAUAUGCAGCAGCCAGAGAAGUUCUUGUCAUCAGUAUAUUUAAACAAAUAUAAUAUACCAAAAGACACCUAUAGCACCAUAAGCCAUGAUAUUAGCUGCUUUGCAAGUCCUGAAGGUUUCUUUAAUACAGACCUGUGGGGUAUGGACUAUCCCACAGUUCAAGCCCUGGUAUUAAAAGCAAUUAAUGCAUGUCCAGUGGAUAACAGGAGGCAUAUGUGCAGAGCUAUCUACCUAAGUGGAGGUGUAACAAUGAUCCCUGGAUUUGCAGCAAGAUUGGAGAAGGAAGUUCAAAAACUAGUCAAUCCAUCUCUUCUUGUGCAGGUUCAUUCGUCUCCCCAAAGAUACCAUGCAGCCUAUAUUGGAGCUUGCAUUCUAAGUGCACUACCAGAGUUCCAAAACCACUGUAUUUUAGCAAAUGAAUGGAAAAGAGAGGGUACAAGAGCCUUUCAAAAAUGGAUUUAUUAAAUUGCUAUAUUUGAUGCUAAUUUCUCAGUGAAAAAAAUACAAAUUAUAAAUAUUUCCUGUCUAAAUUACUUACACAACUUACUGUAUUAUAAUAACCUUAAAACCCAAAACAAGUUUAUACUUUGAAUUUUUUUUUUUUUUUUCCACAUAAAAUUUUUAUGCUUGGAUCAUCCACAUUUCCUUGUCUUCCAGUAAUUAAUGCUUCUCUCAAGACACUCACAGCCUCACUUAAUUUCUUUUUCAUUAUGAUAAAAAUACUACUGCAAUAAUGGGCGCUAUAAUUUCCAAGAAGUUAAAGGCAUGACUUCUUUUACUCAGAAACAAUAAUAAUAUUGUUGCAAAUUAAAGAAAUAAAAUGUUAUAUAUUAUCCACAGGUUUCAGAACUCUGUUUCACAGUGAGUAAAUAGAAGGAAUAUUUUAAAAGAUGAAUUAUUUAAUAAAGGCUGAAGUAAAACAA